AUGAUGGAGAAUCACGUGUUUGAGUCCGUGGAGGAAAGGACCUUCCAGUACCAAGGAGUCUCUGCCUCCCCUCCCCGUCCCUUCACUGGAAGAGUCCUUGUCCAAGUACUGUGAGUCAGUUAAACCUUUUUUAAAUGAACAAGAAUAUGAGAAGACUUGUAAAAUUGUAAAUAAUUUUGAAAACGGAAUCGGCCAAGGGCUACAUCAAAAACUAUUAGAAAGGGCUAAAACAAGAAAGAACUGGUUGGAGGAAUGGUGGUUGAACGCUGCAUACCUCGAAGUUCGGAUGCCUUCUCAACUCUAUGUCAAUUUUGGAGGUCCCGCUCCCUACCUAGAACAUUACUGGCCCCCCAAGCUUGGCACCCAGCUGGAGAGAGGCUGCAUAGCUGCGUGGUACACACUGAAAUUCUGGGACCUCAUUAGAAGAGAGAAGUUGGGGGUGCACAAGUCUGGUAAUAGACCACUGGAUAUGCACCAAUUUCAUUAUCUCUAUAACACUUGUAAGAUCCCAGGUGUCACCCGAGACUCAAUUGUCAAUUACUUUAAGACUGAAAGUGAAGGCAACUGCCCCACCCACCUGAUUGUCUUGUGUCGGGGGAGAAUUUUCACCUUCGAAGCUGUCAUUGAUGGCCAAAUCCUCUCCCCACCAGAGAUACUAAGGCAGCUCCGUUAUGUUCAGUACAUAUGCCAAAGUCAACGUGAUGGGAUUGGGCUUUCCGCUUUGACCACAGAGGAGAGGACCCGCUGGGCUCUGUCUCGAGAGCACCUCAUUAGUCUAGACCCAAAGAAUCUGUCUCAUCUUGAGCGGAUCCAGAGCAGCCUGUUCAUUGUGUCUAUUGAUGAAGACAGCCCACACGGAACACCUGAAGAUUACAGCCAGAUUGCAUACAAAGCUCUGGCUGGAGAUCCAACUGUGCGCUGGGGAGACAAAUCUUACAACUUCAUCAUGUGGCGUAAUGGAGUGUUCGGCUCCAACUGCGAUCAUGCUCCGUACGAUGCUAUGGUGCUGGUGGCUAUGUGUGACUACAUCGAUCACAACAUAAAGGCCUCUGAGGGACGUUGGAAGGGUCCUGUGUCAGUCCGGGACUUGGCUCAUCCCACAGAGCUGGUUUUCACCGUGGAUCAGAAAAUCCUAGAUGACAUCGCUCUUGCCAAAGCACAGUAUCAUACUCAGGCCUCCGAUCUUCAGGUUGCCAACUAUGCCUUUACUUCGUUUGGGAAGGCUCUAGUGAAGAAGAAGAAGCUCCACCCAGACACCUUUGUGCAGCUGGCUCUGCAAUUCGCUUUCUAUAAACUUCAUGGCCGUCCCGGAUGCUGUUAUGAAACAGCCACUACUAGAACAUUCUACCACGGGCGCACUGAGACUAUGAGACCCUGCACUGUGGAGGCCGUGACCUGGUGUCGCUCCAUGCUGGACCCUUCCGCUACUCUCGCCGAGCGGCACAGGUUGAUGCUCAGCGCUUUUGCAAAACAUAACAAAAUGAUGAAAGAGUUCCAGCAGGGGAAAGGAUUUGAUCGCCACCUGCUGGGUCUCCUCCUGAUUGCAAAAGAGCAAGGGAUUGCAGUGCCAGAGCUCUACACCGAUCCAGCCUUUACAAAAAGUGGUGGAGGUGGAAAUUUUGUCCUUUCCACCAGCCUUGUGGGCUACACCAGUGUCCAUGGUGGUGUAGUCCCCAUGAUACAUGAUGGAUACGGCUUUUUCUAUAGAAUCCGAGAUGACAGGUUUGUGGCCACCUGCACCGCCUGGAAGUCCAGCCCGGAGACAGACGCUGAAAAGCUCCUGCGGAUGGUGUUCCAGAACUUUCAGGAGAUGAUCCAGCUGAUGGUGAACUCGCAUCUGUAG
Molecule: messenger RNA, 1843 nt
Organism: Staurois parvus
Lineage: Eukaryota; Metazoa; Chordata; Amphibia; Anura; Ranidae
Source: the annotation of a GenBank genome assembly